Messenger RNA from Asparagus officinalis (garden asparagus), 1207 nucleotides. RefSeq names its product C-factor. The record is from RefSeq and is a predicted model, not a curated record. Bases 127 to 999 code for a protein of 290 amino acids. The transcript is spliced from 7 exons. NCBI's taxonomy places the organism in Eukaryota, Viridiplantae, Streptophyta, Magnoliopsida, Asparagales, Asparagaceae.
CAAUCUGACCUUCUCUGCGAAGAAAGCUGAAAGCCCGAAAGGGGAAAAGCGAAAACGAAACCCGACUGUACACUCAAUUACUGGGAAGAAAGUUCUCAUCUUUUCUCCCUUCAUUUUCGGUGAAAUAUGUUGAAAUUUCUAAUAAUUAAAGCCCCAAUUUUCAUGAGAUCGGUUCGAAGGGCUCAAUUCUGUAGCUCAGCGGUGCAAUGGGAAGGUGGGGUCUCAAUGGUGCAGGGCGCUUCAAGAGGAAUUGGCCUCGAGUUUGUGAGGCAACUACUGGGGAGAAAUGCAAAAGGCCAUGUGAUUGCUACUUGUCGGAAUCCUGAUGGUGCAACAGAUCUUAUUGAGUUGAAAAGGCAGUUUGCAGACCGCCUCAAUAUAUUGCCAUUGGAUUUGACGAAUGAAAGUACCAUAGAGGAAGCAGCAGCCGCUGUUAAAGACAAUUAUGGGUCUUUAAACCUACUUAUCAAUGCUUCUGGGAUCCUUUCAGUACCUAAUGUACUGCAGCCAGAAACAACAUUGAGGAAAGUAGAAAAGUCGUCUCUGAUGCUCGCAUAUGAAGUCAAUGCCGUUGGCCCCACUUUAGUGAUCAAGCACAUGUGGCCACUUCUUAAGGUUGGAGGUGGCUCUAGAACCGAAAGGGAAUUUGCCGUGGUGGCAAAUAUGAGUGCUAGAGUGGGCUCCAUUGGAGACAAUGGCUUGGGAGGAUGGCAUUCGUAUCGUGCUUCAAAAACAGCACUAAAUCAAUUGACAAAGAAUAUAUCUGUGGAGUUUGCUCGGAGAAAGGAUCCAAUCAUUUGCAUCCUAUUACAUCCAGGAACUGUGGACACAGAUCUUUCGAAGCCUUUCCAGAGGAAUGUUCCUCAGGGCAAGCUUUUCACAGCGGAGUUCUCAGUGCAAAAGCUCCUAGGCAUCAUAAACAAUGCUAAAGCCAGUGAUAGUGGGAAGUUCUUUGCCUGGGAUGGUCAACAGAUUCCAUGGAAAAUACCCAAUGGCUGAACGAAUCGUUACAAAUGAGCCCAUCCUGUGCUUCAAUGAUGGGGAGGGGUGUGUCACGUGUGUGUUGGCUUUUGUAAUGCUAUUUCUCUUCCAGAGAUUUUAAUCAAUUUCUGAAUGAUUUGUCAAUUAGCUACUUCCACAUCAUUCUCCCAUAAGUUCAUGACUCGCACAGCGUCCAUGAGGACUAAUAGAAUAUAUUUUUUUGAUC